UUUCUGUUCAUCACUGAUUAUUAAUUGUAUCCGUGGCUCUGAGGUAUUAAAUGAGCACGACAGUCAUUUUCAUUGUCGAAAUACUAUUAGUGGAAUUUAAGAGACCAAGAUCGUAACACUGACAAAAUGACUAAGGUCUUCCUCACCGGUGUCACAGGCUACAUUGGCGGUGACGCUCUAUACGCACUUCACAAGAAGCAUCCCGAGUUCUCGUACACUGUCCUUGUACGAGAUGACAGCAAAUCCGAUCAAAUCAAAACCGCGUUCCCAGGUAUCCGCAUUAUCAUUGGCAGUUUAGACGAUUACGAGCUCCUCAAGAAGGAAGCCGCGAGUGCUGAUAUUGUGCUUCACACCGCCGAUUCAUCCGACCAUGUUGUCGCUGCUAAUGCUAUUGCGGCCGGUCUUGCAGAAGGACACAAUGCCUCUAACCCGGGCUAUUGGCUGCACACCAGUGGAACUGGUAUCUUGACAUUUGCAGACUCCGAUCGACAGGUAUACGGCGAAUACGAUGACAAGGUGUAUGACGACUGGGAUCGGGUCGACGAGCUAACCCAUCUACCCGACCACGCCUUCCAUCGUAAUGUCGACAAAAUCGUGCUUGAGGCGGGCACCAAAUUUGCCGAUAAAGUGAAGACGGCAGUCUUGUGUCCGCCAACUAUCUACGGACCCGGUCGCGGGCCAGUCAAUCAGAGAAGUCGUCAGGUAAAUGCACUCGCGCGAGCAACCAUCCAGCUCAAAUUCGCGCCUAUCCUCGGCGCCGGGAAAUCCGUCUGGAAUAAUGUGCACGUCCACGAUCUCAGCAACCUAUUCGUUCUUCUUGCCGAUGCCGCCAUUGCAGGCAAAAACGAUAAUGGGCUAUGGGGUGCCAACGCGUAUUAUCUAGUUGAAAAUGGUGAACAUGUGUGGGGGGACAUUUCCCAUGCUGUGGCGAAAGAAGCUGCAAAGCAGGGAUUUAUUCCGGAGGCAAAGGUUGAACAUAUGGAUUUUCAAACGGCCGUCAAGUACGGAGGGUCGACCUGGGGAAUGAAUUCGCGUGGAACAGCGAAGCGUGCUAGCAAGUUAUUGGGCUGGAAGCCAGUUGGACCGAGCCUCUUGGAGGAGUUACCGGGUAUUGUGAAGGGCGAAUAUGAGGUACUACAGAAAUAACUUGCCAUGAAGAAUUGAAACUUUCUUAUUUGGGUUGAUAUGCAGUCUGGAACUCUUACGGUCAUUAGCGUAUGAGCUAUGUGUAUAUAUACGUAUGAAGAAAUAGAAAGGAGUCAGGUACAAUGAUGGGACUGGUCGCAGUCUGAUAAGGAGAGCUAAAUAGAAUGAUGUAGGAGAGGG
This is a messenger RNA of Talaromyces proteolyticus, 1326 nucleotides long. Its product is annotated as putative nucleoside-diphosphate-sugar epimerase. The record is from RefSeq and is a predicted model, not a curated record. Bases 127 to 1146 code for a protein of 339 amino acids. NCBI's taxonomy places the organism in Eukaryota, Fungi, Ascomycota, Eurotiomycetes, Eurotiales, Trichocomaceae. The transcript has 4 exons.